Molecule: messenger RNA, 1536 nt
Organism: Sardina pilchardus (European sardine)
Lineage: Eukaryota; Metazoa; Chordata; Actinopteri; Clupeiformes; Clupeidae
Gene: ebna1bp2
Product: EBNA1 binding protein 2
Exons: 9
Coding region: 102-1043 (313 amino acids)
Biological process (GO): ribosomal large subunit biogenesis; rRNA processing
Cellular component (GO): nuclear periphery; nucleolus; preribosome, large subunit precursor
Source: RefSeq, a predicted model, not a curated record
UGCGCGGUGCACCAACUUCAGCCUCACAUGUGACUGAGGCAGCUACACUGUAGAGAGGUAAAUAAGUAGUGGCACCUAACCUUUGUUGUACAAAAUCGGUUAUGAUGGACACUACGGAUGUAGAUACUCAGUUGGGCUUUGAAUCCGAAGAGGAUGACAGUGACAUGUCCGAUGAAGAGUUACAAGAGGCUUUCGCUAAAGGAUUGCUGAAACCUGGUCUAAACGUUCCUGUAGAAGAAGCGAAGAAAUUUACCAACAAUGUGGAGGGUAUGAAGCAGUGUCUGUCUGACUUCCGUAAGAGUCUUCAAUGGGCCGAAAGACUAGAUCUGACCAAUAUGCCAGUUGCUGACAUAGUUGCCCAAGCUGAAGGCAGGCAGUUGGCUGCUGAGAGUGGAGCAAUAAAUGCUGAAGAUGAUUUCCAGAGGGAAAUGUUUUUCUAUCGUCAAGCCCAGGCAACAGUUUUAGAAGCCUUGCCAAAACUACGGAAGCUGAAUAUACCAACCAAACGUCCAGAGGACUACUUCGCAGAGAUGUCCAAAACAGAUCAACAAAUGCAGAAGAUCAGGAAAAAGCUGCUCAUCAAGCAGUCGCAAAUGGAAAAAUCUGAGAAAGCCAAGAAACUGAGAGAGUUGAGAAAGUAUGGUAAAAAGGUUCAAGUUGAAGUUCUUCAGAAGAGACAGAAAGAGAAGAAGGCCAUGAUGUCUGCUGUAAAGAAAUAUCAAAAAGGUAUGACGGACAAACUGGAUUUCUUGGAAGGAGAUCAAGACAAGAAUCAGAAAGGUGCAGGACCACCUAAAGCACAGACGAAUAAGAAAGGAGCCAAUGCAAAGAGGAAGUUCAAGGACCGCAAGUUUGGUUUUGGAGGCAAGAAAAAGGGCACCAAAUGGAACACCAAAGAAAGUCACAACGACAUGUCUGGAUUCCGUGCCAAGAUGGCGCAUGGGAAGGGCGGAAAAGGUGGAAAGUCAUUCGGAAAAGGUGGAAAGAAGGGCAAUAAGCGGCCAGGCAAGGACACCAGGAGAAAAAUGAAAAACAAAAAAUGAGGCCUCAUAGUCUUCAUCAGAAGAUGUGGAAGAGACGUGGAUUUGCCUAUUGCGUCCUCUAACACGUGGAGAUGGACCUAAGCAUGGGCAAUUGUGCGGAAUUCCAACGGAUGCGUUUUCUGCCACUGACUCAGUUAUCUAAUCUCGGGUUCACUCAGGGUGGUGAACUCCUGCCCAUUUUAUUUUUUGUCUUCUUUCAAGUGUGACACCCCAUUGUAAAUGGAAAGUAUUUUUUGUGAAGGCAUGUUCUUUAUAUUUGUAUGAAAAGAAGAGUGCAGGAAAUCUUUGACAAUUACAUCAAGGAUAUGGACUUCCACAUGUUUCAUUUUGUGGCAGGCCUGCCAAUGAAGAGAAAUUGUGGCAUAUGAAAUAAGCACCCUCUCUUAGGCUGUAUCAGUAUCUUAAAUGUUCAAUAAUCAGUGAUGCCUUGAAAGGUUUUAGUAACUUGUGUACAUUUCUGGGUAAAUACGAAUAGAUAUACCUACUGACUUGA